GAAAAAAGAAAGAGCAAGGAAGAUAAGGAGACAAAAGAGGAAGAGAAAAUGCAAAGAGAAAGAAAGAAAAGAGGAAGAGACAAAAGAAAAAGGAAAAAGGAAACCGUUAGAACGAGGAGAGAGAUACGAACGGAGGAAAAGAAGAAAAAGGAUGAAAAAAAGAAAGAGAAAGGAAGAUAAGGAGACAAAAGAGGAAGAGAAAAGGCAAAGAGAAAGAAAGAAAAGAGGAAGAGACAAGGGAAAAGAAAAAAAGGAGCCGCUAGAACGCGUCGACUCGGUUUGUUUACGUUUUGCCGCGGGGAGCUGCACGUGUGGGCGGCGUUCAAAAUGAUCUACGUUUAUUUCACGUUCCUGACCUCGCCCGCCUUUAAAAGUCCUCGUUGCUCCAGGGCGUAGCUCCGUUACCCUGGGGGGCCUAUGGGGGUGCGGGGUACAGGCACCCAUCGCUCCGGGACACCUUGCCUCAGUGCUCAUCUCUGUCAAAUUAAAGACUCAAGAGCUGUGUGAAGAAGCUGAGCAGCGUCUCCCUGGCCUGGGCGUGGAGUGAGCUGGUCCCCUCAUCACCAGCACCAUAGACCAGGGGAUGAGGUGCUCCUGGGCGGACCAGAGGAUGUCCACUGUGCUGCCGGGCCUCAGACAGUGAGUGCCGGGUGCAGCAGGAGGCGCUAACUCUCCCCUACCCGCUGUUUGUCGCGCUGAACAUUGGCCCGGCGCUUGUGGCUGCCUUCCUCGGCUCUUAUGUGGAGCCCGUGGCUGCCGGCAGUGGCAUCCCGCAGGUCAAGUGUUACCUGAAUGGCGCCAAGGUGUCCCGCGUGGUGAGGAUCAAGACCCUGAUGAGCAAGGCCGUGGGGGUGACCUUCUCUGUGCUGGGAGGCCGGGUCGUGGGAAAGGUCAGGUCGUGGGCAAGGUCUGUGGCCGUGAGCUGACCACCAAGAUGCUGCUGCCCACGGUGCCGGCCAUGGCCAAGGGCAGGGUGGCCAGGACUACAGAUGAUGGGCCACUCCUAGACAAAGAGGACCUGGACACACUGUUCUGCGGCACCAGCAGCAGCAGCCUGCACAUCCAUGGCCUGCAGGAGGAGGACGAGGGGACGUACAGGUGCCGGGCGGAGAACAGGGACCUGGACACACUGUUCUGCGGCACCACCAGCAGCAGCCUGCACAUCCAUGGCCUGCAGGAGGAGGACGAGGGGACGUACAGGUGCCGGGCGGAGAACAGGGACCUGGACACACUGUUCUGCGGCACCAGCAGCAGCAGCCUGCACAUCCAUGGCCUGCAGGAGGAGGACGAGGGGACGUACAGGUGCUGGGCGGAGAACAGGGACCUGGACACACUGUUCUGCGGCACCAGCAGCAGCAGCCUGCACAUCACAUCCCAUGGGAGGAGGGAGGACGGAGGGACGCAGUGCCGGGCGGAGAACAGGGAGGACUCGCUCGACGCCGUGGCCCACAUACAGGUCCAAGUUGCUCCGAGGUUUCUGAGGCAGCCGGCCAACGCUCUCGCCUAUGAGAAGGAGAACGUGGAGCUGGAGUGCAGCGUGUACAGCCAGCCAGAGCCCUCGCUCCACUGGCUCAAGAACGGCGAGCUGCUGGUGGAGACGGAAUACCUUCAGAGAACGCGUCCAGAACGUGAGUGCAGCUCCUCCAGCGAGGGACGGGAUGAAUACAAGACCCAGAUCAGCGACCUAAGACCCGGGAGUAACUACAUGGUGCGGGUGGCGGCCCACACCUCCGGCGGCCUGGUGGGCGCCUCCAUACACGAGGUGCGGGUGUUCACCAAGCCGGACCUGGACCUGCCCUCCGCCUCAGAGUCUGAAAGUUGUCUCCACCUCACCCACCAGUCUGGAGGCCACUUGGUCGCCGCCCGUACUGGCCAAAACGCCCAUCACGGGAUACACCAUGUUCUAUACGCAGUUUUCUCCUCAGGUUGGGUCAGCAGAAGAACACGAAGUAAAGGUCACUGGUACGUCACAUGACCUCCAAGGCCUGGACCAGUUCACUGAGCACAGCGUGUGGCUCACCGCCGUCAACAGUAAUGGCGGGGGAGACGCCAACCCGGAGGUCACUGCCAGAACCUUCUCAGACGUGCCCUCAAAGGAGCCUCAGAAUGUGAGCGUUGAGGCUGCCAGCUCAAGGAGCCUCAUCAUCUGCUGGGAGCCUCCGCUGGCCGAGCACCAGAAUGGGAUCAUCACCAGCUGCAAGAUCCGCUACAAAGAGCGCGGCGAGUCAGGUUCCUCCAAGACCAAAGCCACAGACGGAAACAGACGACUCUUUGCCCUCAAGAAAAGCACCACAUACUCCAUAAA
Molecule: messenger RNA, 2305 nt
Organism: Eriocheir sinensis (Chinese mitten crab)
Lineage: Eukaryota; Metazoa; Arthropoda; Malacostraca; Decapoda; Varunidae
Product: neogenin-like
Exons: 11
Coding region: 935-1975 (346 amino acids)
Biological process (GO): cell-cell adhesion
Molecular function (GO): protein binding
Source: RefSeq, a predicted model, not a curated record